UGUAGUCCGGCCGGACGGUGCCAUGGCCACCAAGCGUCGCGGAGCGGCGGCGGCGCCGGGGGCGAAGCGCGGAAGGCGCGAGGCGCGCGCAGAGCUCCGGGCGGCUCUCGGGGACGCGGAGCUGCGGGAGCGCGCGGGGGCGGCCUGGGCCCGCGCGGAGCGGCUCCGGCACGAAGCGGUGGUGCUGGAGCCGGCCCCGUUCCGGCAUGGCAUCAUUCCCGGUUUCCUGGCGGGCCCGGCMUUCGCGGAGGCUCUGCGGGAUGAACUGCUGGGCCUCGGCUUCCGCGGGCGGCGCAACGAUCUCCUCUCGCUGCAGCAGUCCGAGGAGCUGGGGGCAAGCCCGGAGCCCCACGUCGCCGCCCUGAGGCAUGCUCUGUGUGAAGAAUUCCGAGUGUGGCUUUCUGCUGUGACCCAGAUAGAGCUGGAGCCAACUAUUGACAUCUCCUGUGCUAAAUAUGAAUAUACUGAUGUCUUGCUGUGCCAUGAUGAUGAGCUGGAAGGUCGGAGAAUCGCYUUCAUCCUGUACCUCGUCCCACCCUGGGACAAAAGUGAUGGAGGAACGCUGGACCUGUACAGCACAGAUGAACACUUUCARCCACAGCAAAUCACCAAGUCAUUAGUGCCUUCAUGGAACACGUUGGUUUUCUUUGAAGUGUCUCCAGUCUCUUUUCACCAGGUGUCAGAAGUGCUGUCGCAGAAGUGCCGCCUGUCAGUGAGCGGUUGGUUCCACGGCCCGUCUGUGGCCAGACCUGCACGGCACACUGAAACCCCCUUGGCCAGGAGCACACACAUCCCCUAUGAUCAUGAAAUAUUGUAUGAAUGGAUCAAUCUAGUUUAUUUGGACAUGGACUCCCAAGCUCAGAUCCAGGAGGAAUUUGAGGAGCGAUCAGAAAUUCUYCUGAAAGAUUUUCUUAAGAAAGAGAAAUACCAACUACUCUGUGAAGCAUUGGAGAGCAAAGAGAUCCAGUGGAAUAGUCGGGGGCCAGCCAAUAAAAGACUCUAUGAGGCAGCAGAGGAAGAUAGCCUUGCUGACAUAUUGAAGAAAUUCCUGCAGCUGUUGCGGUCUGAGGCCUUUUUUUUACUGCUUUCCAACUUCACCGGCCUAAAACUGCACUUCUUGGCUCCCUCUGAUGAGGAUGAAGAUGCUGGGGAAGGACAAGCAGCAAACACCACUGGGCACAGCAGUCCCAAACCUGAGCAGGAAGAGACUGAACAACCUGCUAAUGGCAAUCCUGAUCAGCCACACCAGACUGACAACACCCCUGAAGCACAAGAUGGAGAGACGCAGAAUGGCUCAGGCACCCCUGUGUGUGGGGGGGAGCUGCGACGCUGGACCCACGGGCACUACACUCUUGUCCACGACUCGCAAGCAACAGAAUUUGCUCUCGACUUGUUGUUCUUCUGUGGUUGUGAAGACUGGGAUCCUGAAUACGGUGGCUUUACUUCCUACAUUGCUAAAGGUGAAGAUGAAGAGCUGUUGACAGUGAAUCCAGAGGAUAACUGCUUGGCCUUAAUUUAUAGAGACAAAGAAACUAUGAAGUUUGUGAAAUACAUCAACCAUCGAAGCUUGGCACGCCUGAACAAGCAUCCAAAUAGAACAGGAUUUUGGGAUUUUUCUUUUGUCUAUUAUGAAUGAUGGUGCAGUGUGACCAGUGUCUCAGAGAACAGUGGUGGGUGGUGGGCAGGUUCCUCCUACCCACAUGUUCAUCUCUGAUCUAGCUUAGACAAACUUUGCUGAUGCAGCUCCCUCACCCUUCAUAAUGUGGGGGCAGGUGGCUUUUUUUAACUGCACAARUGGAAAUUCAGUCUUCUCCUGAGUCCAUUGCAACACACUCUCUGAACUGCUUUUAAUGCACURUGGGUGGGGUUGUCAUACAACUGUCAGCUUUCCAGCUGUUCUUUCAGGGGAGCAGCACAGGGGCAUCUCUGACCUGUCAGAGUGAGCAUUACAACUGURCAUUGCCCCAAGCUGAUGACUGAUUUUAUUAAAAACAAAAAAAAAGGAAAUGGGUCAGUUAAAUGCUUCAUUCACUGGUCAGGCAAGUUUUGUUACAAAAUGGCCAAGACACUUUCUGGGGCUUAAMUGUGUUCCUGUUUGUAGAGACAAAAAUAAAGGAGCUGCCGUGGGAAAUAUGAGGUUUUUCCAGCUGCACAACUCUCUGGAGUUGGGAAGGAAGACAGUCAGGCUAURAAGCUAUUGGCAUGGCGAAAGACUUGGCACUGUAACAAGGAUGAGGACUUUAUUAUGCUAAAUGCUGUGCAGACAGACCUAGAUACAGCCCUUUUUCCAAAGAAUUUACAAACUAAACAGCCAAGAAGAAACCUGCUCCUGAACACUUUCCUUGGGUGUGUGUGCAGACAGGUCCCAGCYCCAGCCUCAGAACAGGGGCCAGGGACUGGCAGCAGGAAUGGGGCAACUUACCUUUUACUGUCUUGGCAUCCACAGGUGGUGGGAAGGUCACCAACACCACGGCCUCAUAUCCUUUCAGUUAUGUCCUGGGAUCUGCUGGGUUUUAACAUGGCUUCUGUCACUGGAAGAUUAGAUCUUUUGAGGCAGCAGCCAGCCACGUUCUGGGGUAAACACUGCAAGAAAGGCAGUGAACAUGUCCUUGGUGCAACACCUCCCUGCRCAUUUUCAGUACUGUGCACCUGCCCUACAUUGACUGCAAGCAGGACUCUGACAGACUCAGCUCUGAGGUGUGCAGCCCACCACAAGGUGUAGCAGAGCUAUACUGAUGCUUCAGGAGACAGCCAGAGUGCAGAACACUGCUGGAGCCUCGGCCCUGGCCUGCACCUGCUUGCCUGAAAUUUCUUUUUGGCACUGAGACACAGGUGUUCUUUCACCUCAUUCRCGCCAGACAGUGCAGGCCAUGAGCUUGCAGUAAGCUGCAGAGUGCAUGUUUCAUCCCUCACUCCUGGAUGGGGAGAGGGUAGCUUUGGAUUAAAGUCUCUUCUUCCAGUUCCAGGCCUGUUGUUGGAGGCCAUCAAAGUGUUGCAAGACCACAGCUGKCAGCAGAAGAGCAGUAAGCUCAAAGCAAGGCUCACUGUUGAUAUGAGUACCCUGCACGUUUUCUGGAGCAAAUGGGAUGUCCUGUGGGCAUAUCUUCAUGAAGAUACAAGAGCAACAACUUUCACUUUCAAUCCCCAUACACAAAGUUCAAAAAAGGAACCCCUGCCAUAGCUUCCAAAGGGAAAGGUAUCUCAGCCCCYGCAGGUGCCAGAGCACAGAGCCAACACUGCUGUUUAGAGAGCWCUGUGCAGGACUGUCUAACUCCAGUGUCAGUUCCAUCCCAGRUGAGGAGCAGCUGCUCAGUUCCAGCUACUCCCUUGUGCUCUGUUGGGCGGGAAGGACGGCUGAGAGGUGGUUGCCCCAAGCUGGUGUUGCAAGAUCUUGUUCAUAUUCUGACUCGUUUCCCUAAGCCAGCAUCUCUCUGCUCUGCCAAAACUGUCUUGCUAAGUUUUAAUCUUUGUUAGUUGCAUACACAGACAAGAGCAUGAAGCUACAAACAAAUCCUGGAGUGAGGACAGAACUCCAUGAAUCGUGAUUUCUGAGGCACUCUGCUGCGUAUCAGGACAGCAGCCCUUCCUAGGAAGAAAGUAGUUCUUAUUCUGAGCUCUCCACUAGAAUGAGACAAGUAAUGAAGGUUUCAAAGAAAAAAAAAUAUUUGGGUAGUUUGGAACAAAAGUGGCAGCAUUGUCUGCUAGCCAAAGUUGGGAAUAAAUUCAUUAACAAAACAAAGUUACCUCUUUGACUGCAUUGUGAGCCUAGGAAUGUGCGUGGUAGAUCUUGAACUGCCUUCCAGGAGACUGGGAAGAAGUUGGGCGCUCUAGAGCUUGCUGCUUUUUAAUAAUAAGUAUUACACUAGAGGGCAUACCAGCUUCUGCUUGAGCAAGCCCUAUCUACCUGAUCACUCAAGGAACCACCCUUCUUCCUCUGGUGACUCAGAUGAAGUAAUUUAAGAAGCCAAAUUUGCAGUUAGCUUUCAAAGGUCUAAAAAUGAACAUGUCUCUGCUCUCCCACCCUUCUUGUUAGGACCUAACGCCACAGGCAGCCCCAGGCGUGGCUGGUGCUGCAGGUACAGGGGGAAGACUUCACUYACCAAAAUUGCAAAUGACAUGAGCUACUGGAGGAAGAGGGGCCUUCAUUUAUACAAUGCCAGUAAUGGGAAUGUUCUCUAUAGAGACUCUUGCUGGAUACCAAUCUCUAUUUACAAUUAGAUGGAGCUGCUUGCGAAGUAUGUGCAYUUUUCAUUUGGCAAAGGUAAAAGUUUGUUUUACAGGAAAAUAAUUUACAGAUUUGUUGUCAGAAACUUAGAGAAGGGAAAUCAGCCUUACCAGAGGUCUGGACAGUGAGUGAAGGACUGAUGUCCCUGCCAGGACCAGAACAGAGCUGGGACUGGUAGUGCCUGGUGUGUAGUCCUGAAAACUGGCUGAUGGGAAAGCUGCUUUCUGAUCAGAGCCACUCUCUUGCUCUUAUUAUUAAAUGGAGUACAUAAAUGUAAGCAAGCAAGCAUCAGGUUUUUGAACAUAAAGAACAAGAGGUUGAAACAGUGGGAACAGGUAAAGCAAGUGGCAGAAAGCCCAGCACUUAUGCCAGGAGACUGUUCCAUAAUCAAGUCUCUGAGCUCACUUGCUUAGAACAGCAUGGGUGGCUCACCACCCUUCUUCCAAGCAGCUGGAUUUGAUUAAUAACCAGUUUCUUAAAAGAAUUCAAAUGAGCUCCUGCUGCACAUUCUAACUGUCAGAAAGCUGUGCUUUCAGCAGCUCACUUUUCUAUAUGGAAGGGGCCAAAGCAGAGGCAAGGGGCAGUUUUGGGGAUAAAAUACAUUACAAGAAUUACGUUCCCCGUUCAACAGCUCACAAUGGCUCUGUAGCAAAGGGAAGGUUGCUGGUUUUAAUUCAGUAGUGGGCUGUAAGAGAGACCAGUUAGAGGACAUGACUCCUGACAGCCCCAAGAAGCCACCAAAGAACUUCGAGAUGGACUGACUCCUCCCCACCCACGUCAUAAACACCAUCCUACAGUGGCACGGGUGCUGCUGGUGCAGGAGCACUGGGACCCAACCUCCAUCUGGUGCAGGUUAUUUUUAGCUUCCAAAAGAAAAUUUGCUUUGGCAAAGGUUCUAAAAUACGUUUAGAUCUGAGAUAGAGCCCUACUGUAAUAUUUUAAUCCAAUUCUAAGAGAUCACACAGUUAAACAGGUUUGAGCUAGGAGCCAAGUCAUUUUUCAAUACCUUCUUCUUUUGAUCCCAUUAAGUACCACCAGCUCAUCAUGAUUAUGCACCAAGCUUGGGUGUGUAGUUUGUUUUUGUUGUUCCUGAAAUAAACCCUUGCCCACCUCAGUAUCUGCAGUUUUUCCAGCAGUAGCACGAAACCAGUACCUGGAAGCAAAACUUCCUGCAACCCAGGUGUGGGGGAAGAGUGUUGGAUAUGAAACAGACCACUUCCUACCUGCAGAUUAUGGACCUGGAUGCCUGUCAGAGAUCUGGCUUCAGAGCCAGCAAGAUGCUAUCCCUUUGGUGGUUUUCAUACACUGCACUGCAGUUUACCUAGAGAGCCACACACCGCUGCAGUGAAACCCAGGAUUCUCCAGCACAGGAAGUUCAAGUGUAAAGAGACUCCCCAGCAGAAACCAGUAAAGUUGUUCAGGUUGGGUUUUUUUAACAAAUAAAUUUAGCAGUA
This is a messenger RNA of Malurus melanocephalus (red-backed fairy wren), 5679 nucleotides long. RefSeq names its product 2-oxoglutarate and iron dependent oxygenase domain containing 1 (gene OGFOD1). The transcript is spliced from 13 exons. The coding region runs from base 23 to 1636 and encodes 537 amino acids. Gene Ontology annotation, biological process: peptidyl-proline hydroxylation; regulation of translational termination. Gene Ontology annotation, molecular function: iron ion binding; peptidyl-proline dioxygenase activity; L-ascorbic acid binding. NCBI's taxonomy places the organism in Eukaryota, Metazoa, Chordata, Aves, Passeriformes, Maluridae. The record is from RefSeq and is a predicted model, not a curated record. Gene Ontology annotation, cellular component: cytoplasm.